Molecule: messenger RNA, 1631 nt
Organism: Bufo bufo (common toad)
Lineage: Eukaryota; Metazoa; Chordata; Amphibia; Anura; Bufonidae
Gene: AZI2
Product: 5-azacytidine induced 2
Exons: 8
Coding region: 369-1523 (384 amino acids)
Biological process (GO): canonical NF-kappaB signal transduction
Cellular component (GO): cytoplasm
Source: RefSeq, a predicted model, not a curated record
AGCGCAGCGUGUCAGUGACAGGACAGAGCCUCUUCUCCCCGGUGUUGACAGGAGGACUCUGACCCGGCCGCUCAGUGAAGCCCCGCAGCCGCCAUGGGUGGGCCCGUGCUCCCCGCUGCCCAGCGGCUGUCUUCUCCGGUGUCCGCUCCUACCCGGGACAGUCCCAGCCGGUUCUGCUGCUGGAAACAAAACCAAAAGUAACCUUUGUGUCCGGAAGAGCCGCAGCUCCUCCCUCCAGUCCACCGAGGCCACAGAGAGAGCAGUGCUGGGCACGGACCCAACCGCUCCAGCUACUGAACGUCCCCCCGCAUGAGUCCUGCUGAAGCGGGUCUGGAGCCAUAGAAGCCUGUGGGUCACUGGCCGCCGUCAUGGAUUCCUUUAUAGAUGAUGACAUUUGUAUCCUGACUCGAGAGAAAGAAGACCAUACAAAAGGAAACGAAAGCGCCCCCCUUUCUGCCUCUUCCGGAGAGUCCUCAGUUGCCUCACACUUUGCCCUUGUUACAGCGUAUGAAGACAUCAAGAAGCGCCUUAAGGACACUGAACGGGAAAAUUACAUGCUAAAGAAAAGAUUAAGACAAACGGAGGAUAAGCUUUGUGGAGAAUCGAGCAUGGGGGAAAGUGACAAAGUGAACAAAGCCUACAGUGCAUUCCGGGAGAUUUCUAUUGAGAGAGACAAUCUGAAAAAGAAACUGGGUGCAAUGGAGAAGGAGAAGAUGGAAUUCACGAGAAAUUUGAAUGAGCAGUUGCAGUCAAAAGAGGUAGAGCUGCUGCAAGUGAAAUCUGAACUGGAGACUCAUCAGGUGAUGAAAAGCUUAAGCAAAAGUAUUACUGACUGGGAAAUUGAAAAGCUGAACAGCGAGCUGAAAAUCCGGUCAGUGGAGCAAGAACUGAAAUUGCUUCAGGAAGAAUGCGGACGUCUCCGAGCGGAACUUGAAAGGACAAAGAAUACUCCUGCUGAUAGAAGUUUAUGUAAAGAGAAUUAUCAAGACGAUGCUACUGACAGCGAGAGCAGCAUGCGGCAAACGUACUGGGAGCUGAAGAAGGAAAUGUCUAAUUUACAUCUAGUGACUGAGGUACAAGCCGAGGUGCUAAGAAAGCUGAAAGGAACAGUGGCUGUGACCAAGAAAGCUUCUCGUGGCCCAGUGCAGUGUGAAGAGGACUUGGAAAAUACCUUCAGUAAAGUGCAGAUAUCAGCUGGUGGAGUUACUUACCAAAAGGUGGUGUCCCCUAAAGAACAGACGCUGCAUGGUGCCGCCUCGGCACCUCAGCCACACGAAAGCACAUUGAGUACGUUGUCUGAAAGGUUGGAGGGCACACAAUGGACAAUUGAGAGGCCUAUUCCAGUAGGUGGAAGAGACUGUGAUGAGACUGGCUCAUACCAAAAGUCAGGUUCUGAAGAAAAUUCUUGGGUAAUUCCAAGCCCCCCAAAGCCCAGUGAAACCCUGUUCUGGGAGAUUAAAAAUAACUCUGCAUCAAGCAACCCAGACAAGUAUUAUAAACCAAGUUAUACCUUCAAAAGCUAAGACAGUGGUCCUAGCGUAUCAGCGUGCAAUCUCCCUUGCUUCUCUGAAGUCUUUCUUGUAUAUCUGGGUAAAUUAUGCAAUUUAUGGAUUUCUAACCAAUUUUUAUGA